Camellia sinensis is the source of this 1895-nucleotide messenger RNA. RefSeq names its product beta-amylase 1, chloroplastic. Lineage: Eukaryota; Viridiplantae; Streptophyta; Magnoliopsida; Ericales; Theaceae. The record is from RefSeq and is a predicted model, not a curated record. Gene Ontology annotation, biological process: polysaccharide catabolic process. Gene Ontology annotation, molecular function: beta-amylase activity.
AUGGCCAUGAGCUUGCCACACCAGAUCGGAGCUCUGUCAGGAACACCAAUAGCGGCGGAUUCAGGUAGCGUUUCCGGCGAAGCGGCGUCGGCUACGGUGAGCGCGACGCCGGUGCGAAUGUCACCGGCGGCGAGUCUCCAGUGCAUGGCGCAGAAGCAGGGGGCGGCGGCGGAGAUCGAUCGGAUAUCGCCGUCGCCGCCGCUGAGCCCUAGGAUGGGAGGAAUCCGGCCGGAUCUGUCGGUGGCGUGCCAGGCGCUGAUGGAGUCGCCGCCGGAGGAGGUGGUGAGGGAGUACAAGGAGGGGGGUGCGCAGGUUAAGAAGGGGAAGGGGGUGCCGGUUUACGUGAUGAUGCCGUUGGACAGCGUGACUAUGGGGAACACGGUGAAUAGGAGAAAGGCGAUGAAUGCGAGCUUGCAGGCACUGAAGAACGCGGGGGUGGAAGGGGUGAUGAUGGACGUUUGGUGGGGUUUGGUGGAGAGAGAAUCGCCGGGGGAGUAUAACUGGGGUGGGUAUGUGGAGCUCAUGGAAAUGGCGAAGAAACAGGGACUCAAAGUCCAAGCGGUUAUGUCCUUCCAUCAAUGUGGUGGAAACGUCGGUGACUCUUGCACGAUCCCUCUGCCAAAGUGGGUUGUAGAAGAGAUUGACAAAGACCCUGACCUUGCCUAUACAGAUCAAUGGGGUAGGAGAAAUUAUGAAUAUAUAUCCCUUGGCUGUGAUACUCUUCCAGUCCUCAAGGGGCGUACUCCUAUCCAAUGUUAUGCUGAUUUUAUGCGUUCUUUUAGAGACAAAUUUGAGCACCUUCUAGGGGACACCAUUGUGGAAAUCCAAGUUGGAAUGGGUCCAGCAGGUGAGCUCCGUUACCCAUCAUACCCAGAGCAAAAUGGAACAUGGAAGUUUCCCGGAAUUGGAGCCUUUCAGUGUUUUGACAAGUACAUGCUCAGUCACUUAAAAGCUGCGGCAGAAGCUAAUGGGAAGCCAAAAUGGGGAAGUACGGGCCCUACGGAUGCUGGUGAAUAUAACAACUGGCCGGAGGAUACAAACUUUUUCCGAAAAGAAGGCGGUGGUUGGAAUUGUCCUUACGGUGAAUUCUUCCUCACCUGGUAUUCUCAGAUGCUUCUAGACCAUGGUGAAAGAAUAUUGUUAUCAGCCAAAUCAACUUUUGAGAAUACUGGCGUCAAAAUCUCAGUUAAGGUAGCAGGCAUUCACUGGCACUAUGGGUCUCGAUCUCAUGCCCCUGAGCUCACAGCAGGGUACUAUAACACUCGUUUUAGAGAUGGGUACCUUCCAAUUGCCCAAAUGUUAGCACGCCACGGUGCCAUAUUCAACUUCACGUGUAUUGAGAUGAGGGAUCAGGAACAGCCACAGGACGCCCAAUGUUUGCCGGAAAAACUGGUUAGGCAAGUGGCUUUGGCCACUCGGAAAGCUCAAGUCCCGCUUGCUGGGGAAAAUGCGCUGCCACGAUACGAUGAUUAUGCACAUGAACAGAUUUUACAAGCAUCCUCAUUGAAUAUUGAUGGUGAUUCGGGAGAAGAAGAUACAGAGAUGUGUGCGUUCACGUAUUUGAGAAUGAACCCGGAUUUGUUCCAGCCGGACAAUUGGAGACGGUUUGUGGGAUUUGUUAAGAAGAUGAGGGAAGGGAAGGGCAGUGAGAAGAGGUGUUUGGAGGAGGUGGAGCGGGAGGCCGAGCAUUUUGUGCAUGUGACUCAACCAUUGGUACAGGAAGUUGAUGUUGCUCUCAUGCACUAAAAGGAAGUUUUUAGGUUAGUUAUGUUGUUUCUGUACUCUUUUUAAGGCUAGUUAUCCAUACAAGGAUUAUAGUUUACGACAGUGUUGUAAUAAUGAUUAGGUCCAUGGACCUCUUUUAUAGCUUCUAUCUUGAUAUUGUUUGAACAAAA